AUGUCGCGUGGAGGCAGCCUUGGUACCAUCCUGGUUACCGGUGGUGCUGGGUGGCUUGGAUCGUACAUUGUCGAACUUCUAGUUAAUGAUUCAGACUUCUCCCAAGUUGUGUCCAGUGUCGAACCUCAAGUUACUCCCAAUCGCCAGAUUCCUGGAGUCAUCUAUCAUGAUUGCGACAUCAGCAACUCCACCCAGCUCCGAGCGCUUCUCGACAAGGUCAAGCCACGCAUCAUCAUACACUCAAUUGGGCCUGGCUUCUUCGCAUCUCCAGAGGCCCAUCGCCGCGUGACUUACGACCUUUCAAAGCAGCUCAUCGCUGAGGCGCGCAAACAUCCAAGUAUACAAGCAGUAGUGUACACAGGGACCGUAGAAGGCAUGAACAUGACACCCAAGGACAACACCCGACCAAUGCGUGAAGAUGAGGUCACUCUACACAGCCUUCACUCGGGACCAAACGCGUACUCUCGCACAAAAGCUGCUGUCGACAGGCUCAUGAGAGAAGCCAACACCCCAGAAGCUCUGGACAAUACUUCUGGCAACUACGAAAACCAGCUCCUCACAACCGUCCUCCGUGUUACGGGACUGUACGGGCCCCGAGAUCGCCUCACGGUGGUGGAGAUGCUGAAAUUGGUCAAUACACCAAAUACCAAGUUCCAGCUCGGCCCCAAUACGCUCGUUCAUGACUGGAUACAUGUGGAGAACUGCGCUCGAGCACAUGUCCUCGCUGCGAAAGCGCUCGUAAACCCAACUGGCGAGAGAGCCGAUGGCAGAGGUUUCUUUGUAUCCGACGGUAAACCCAAGAAGUUCUGGGAUUUCACCCGCAAGAUCUGGGAGGAGGCAGGAGACGCAAAUUGGGCUCCAGAUGGGCCGCACAAGGUCAUUCAGAUUCCCUUCUGGUUGGUGCUAUUUGCCGUUGGCUCUAUCGAGUGGUUGUUCUGGAUCUUCACCCUCGGUAUGGUCAGGCCAAGCGCCAGUACCAUGACUUUCGAGUAUAUGAAGACGGGCGGCUGGUUCGACAUCAGUGAGACACGGAAUGUGUUGGGGUAUGAGCCUGAGUUCGACACGGAUGAGGGAAUUCGGAGGACCAUCCAGUGGUUCAAGGAGAAUGGGGGCUGGAACAAGGAUGUAUAA
Molecule: messenger RNA, 1131 nt
Organism: Plenodomus lingam JN3
Lineage: Eukaryota; Fungi; Ascomycota; Dothideomycetes; Pleosporales; Leptosphaeriaceae
Biological process (GO): steroid biosynthetic process
Molecular function (GO): 3-beta-hydroxy-Delta5-steroid dehydrogenase (NAD+) activity
Source: RefSeq, a predicted model, not a curated record